Molecule: messenger RNA, 2354 nt
Organism: Frankliniella occidentalis (western flower thrips)
Lineage: Eukaryota; Metazoa; Arthropoda; Insecta; Thysanoptera; Thripidae
Product: JNK1/MAPK8-associated membrane protein
Exons: 6
Coding region: 468-1352 (294 amino acids)
Biological process (GO): response to unfolded protein
Cellular component (GO): membrane
Molecular function (GO): ubiquitin protein ligase binding
Source: RefSeq, a predicted model, not a curated record
AACAAUACAAGCCUAUGAGUGGCGUAUUUCAAUCAACAAUACGACUAAGUAAUUUCCCCGUUCCAUUCAAACCCUGGCUGAUUGUAGAAUACAACAGCCGUCAGACUCAAGCAGACGACAUACUAGAAAUUUUUUGAGGUUUCGAGCAGGCGUGUAAACAGAUUUGUUGAUGAAAUCUUUGUGGUGUUUCCCUUAAAUUCACAUUUUCUGCUUGAAAAUGUGGUUUUCAGACCCCACUAAAUUUCGUAAUUCAAUCAGCGUCUACUCUGCUGUCUAAAUUCAUUUUUAUUGUGGUUACUUAAAGUUGUUUGUUCAUUACGGUAUUUUUUAUAAAAUAUCUAAACAAUGUUAGUUUGUCAACAAUUUACAUCCUAAAGCUUUAAAAGGCAAUUGGAGGUGCCCUCCUGUGUACUUUUAAGACUGACUACUGUGACAACUUUUUUCUUGCUAAAAACACUAAUAUUACCAUGAGUCGUUGUCCUGGUAUGUACUGUGGAAGAACUUUACUCGAAAGUAGCAAUUUGUCAGAAUGCGGAGCCUGUCCAAGAGGGUUCCGCUCAAAUUCUUCAUCAAUUUGCGAACUGUGUAAAGACAAUCCAAUAUUUUAUGAUUGGCUUUAUUUAGGAUUUGUUGUUAUUACCGUGUGUGUUCUACAUUUGUUUUGUAUUGACACAACAGUCAGGAAAAAGGGUCUUGCUCUUCAUGUAUGCGCUGUAAUAGAAACAGUUGCAGCGGCAAUUUUAACAGUCUUAGUUGUAGAUCCUGUUGGUGAAUUCAGUGUGAGGUCUUGCCAUACUCAUCACUUAUCUGAUUGGUACACACUCUUUCAUAAUCCAAGUCCUCAAUAUGAAAAUACUCUUCAUUGCACUCAAGAAGCUGUGUACCCAUUGUACACCAUGGUUUUUAUGUUUUAUGCAAUUGCUGUAAGUUUAAUGCUCCUCAUAAGACCUUGGGUUGCUGGCCACUUCUUACCAAUAUCUGGUAAAUUGAGCAUUUAUGCUGCUAUGUACUUCUUCCCAUUGUUGUCUCUAAUACAUGCAGCAUUUGGUGGUCUUAUAUAUUUCUCAUUUCCCUAUAUUAUAAUUGUAUUAUCUGUCAUAUCUAAUGCAGCUCAUUAUGCUCUUGAGCUUGAUCAGUCUAUGUCAGCUCUUGUGUUAAGUACUUUCACAGAUACUGGCAAUGUUGUUACUGUGUUGGUUCAUUGGGCUCUUAAUGCAUAUGGAAUCAUUUCUAUCACACAGCUUACUGAGCCCUUAACACACAGUUUGCUGAUACUUCUUGUUCCCACCCCAACAAUAUUUUACAUUCUAACUGCAAGAUUUACUGAUCCAAAAAAACUUCAUGCUGACUGACACGUGCAGUACGCCUUGCAGUAUGCGGCAACUCAAGCACCUGCUGUGCUUGGGGGGACAAGGCAAGGCGAAGGACAUGCAUUUAUUCCUAUGCAACAAUGCAGCAGUUUCCGGGAGUAUGUUGUACCUGAACUUAGGGAUUUCAGACCAUUGGAAGUCUCUUUCCCUUCAAUUCAAGCUCGGACAAACACACAUGUUUGCAUUAGCUAAAAAUAUUUCAUAAAAGUGAACUAUCACCUAGGUAGGAAAUUCUUUAAAUGUGAUAAUAAUUAUAAAGUAAUCUAAACUUCAUUUUUACAUGAAAAUGCUGAUAAUCAGGACAACAGUGAUAGACAUGACAGGUUGUACGUAAAUUUCAACCAUUGCUGCAGGUCAUAGGCCUUGACUAACAGUAAACUUUCAUGGUAUCAAAAUACUGUUUUCGGCAAAUCACAUGCAUAUUUUGUAAAGGUUAAAGAUGAAGUAGGGACGAUUGAUUACCAAGUAAAAUUGGACUAGACCAAUUAAAUUUUGAAGCCUGUGACAUAGUUGCUUGUUUUUCUUUUCUGUUUAAUAUAUAGUAAGAGUAUAUCAUUCAAUGAUUUUAUCUGUAGUAAGUUAACGAAGGUUAUCGCUCUCUAAGUCUUGUAUAAUAUGGUUCAAAUUUUAUUUUUGUCGUAUGAGGGAAAGAAAACACAGAAUAACCCUCUUAUUACUAGGGUAUUAUUCUGUGGGUAGAAAUCAUAUUCGCAGUUUAAGAAAAUAGAAAUUCCAGUUAGAAACCACUGAAAUGCUACAUUUAAAUAAAAACAGAGGUAUAUAAUUUUGGACCAUACAGGAAAGACGUAAAUGUGGUCCAAAAAUAGACCGAUUAUAGACUUUCGAUGUCUACUUACAAUAUUUGUAGAUGUGACAAUUCUGACUGGGAAAAAAUGUACUUAUGAUUCAUUAGCAGUGUCUUAGGUAGGUAUCAAUUUAUUUACUCUAUUCUGAAACACUAUAUAAAACUAUAUAAAACUUCAA